GUUCAAAGAUGGACGAGGAACCGCACGCACAUGAGAGGUUGGUCGCCAAACCGAGGCGACCAUCUGAAAAGAGUUCCAGUGGAAGUGAAGGCAGCCUGACUGCAAGCUCCUCGCAAAUUCCAGUGUUGAGUAGAGAAGAAAUUCCAGGCGACAAAUCAAGGCGACAAACUGGAAGCAGUUUCAAUGGAAGCAGCGGCAAUCUAACUGGAACUGGCUCGCAAAUUCCAGCACUGAACAAUCAAGAAAUUCCAGGCUCAGUGGAAACCACUGAGAAUUUAAGCGCUCCAGCGAGUAGCUUUCUGUUGGAACCCAUGAUAUUGAUACUGCUCUUUGCAUACAAUUUCUCAUCUACCAUAUUAAAAUUCCAAAUAACUUACCAAAGCUGCACGGUCGGAUUUGGUUAUCCGGAUGAGGUCUGCAAGCUUCUGGGCACCAAGAAUCCUUCAAAUGAAACCAAGAGAAUUGAUAAAGAAGUGCAGCCCUAUGCAGCUCAGGUUACACUAGUCAUCAAACUUGUGGAAUGCAUCAUUCCAGCAUUUACCGGUUUGUUCGUCGGCGCCUGGGCGGAUCGCUAUGGCAGAAAGCCGCUUUUGAUGGUCUCCUUUUUGGGCUAUGGACUGCAGUAUCUGCUUUCGGCUCUUAUUGCUUAUAUAACAAUGCAGACCGGUGGCAUGGUGAGUCCGUGGUUUUAUAUACUGACUAUAAUUCCACUCUCGUUGUUCGGAAGUAGUGUAACAUAUUCCGUGGCUGCUUUGUGCUAUAUUGGCGAUGUGUCCACUGGCAAGCUCAGAUCCUACAGAAUGAUUGCCUAUGAAUUGUGCAUCUAUGUGGGUUUAAUGCUGGGCAGCUUAGCCUCCGGUUAUGUUUAUGAGGCAACUAAUUCCUACAUUAUCUUUGUCAUCUCUGCCGGAUGCAUAUUUGUUGCUCUCUUCACCAUGGCUGUCUUCCUACCCGAGAGUCUCCGCACUCGGCCAACGAAUGUGGCAGCCCGUCCAGAAUUUAUGCUCAAGGAUUUGUGGCGCACUUGUACCAAGAGGCGUGAAUUCACCGAUCGCUCCAUACUCAUAAUGCUGAUGUGGGUGCUGUUGUUAACGGCUUUUGCGACGGAGGGCAGCAGCUACGUUUUCUACUGGUUUAUGCGCACCAAGUUCAAUUGGACGGUAAUUGAUUUCACCAGCUAUGAGACGUUCAGCAUAUUUGUACCAGCUGUGGCAGGCUCUGGAGGCAUGUUCUUUCUCUGGUCACUGCGGCAGUGUACGAAUUCAUCGAUGAUUUGGCUGGCUUUAAUCUCGCUAGUGAGUCAUUUAUCCAGCAGUUUGAUGAAAGCAUUUGCCACUGUAGAUUGGCAGAUCUAUUUGGCAAUUGGAUUCGGUAUAUUCAAGUCUCUGGUGAAUCCCAUGUGUCGCACCAUGAUAACCAAUCUGUUGCCUUCCGAUGAGCGUGGUAAGGUCUUUGCCAUGAUCAGUGUGCUGCAGACUCUGUUGCCCUUUGGCUCCACCUCAUUGUAUGCUCUCAUCUAUACGCUGACCAUAAACAAUAGUCCCAGUUUAUUUAAUAUGAUCAGCGCCGAUGUGUAUGGAGUUGCCCUGUUUCUAUUGCUAAUGGUUUUAAAGAAAAAAUGUGAAAAUCAUGAGCACUACGAUCCGGUUUUUAAGUGAGAUAAUUAAAUAUUUUGUAAUUGAAAAAUAGCAUAUAAGUAUUAUUGCAAACCAAAAAAAAAAGAACACUAAAUUGUGCCAGUCAUUCGAAAAUUCGCACGUUGAUUAUAAAAAGUGUUCCUGAACCACAGAGAUUGUGCCUAUUUACAUAAAAAAAGCAAUGUGUUAACUUUAGAUAUCCAUCUAGUUGCUACAGGGGAUUUUUUUGACAAUUCCUGAAAGCCAUAAACAAUGAAAUGACUUAACAAAUAAUUGUUUAUGUGUUGCUUUACAGACGCUUUCUAUACUCAUUUGAUUAUAUUUGGAAUUCGAUUAAAUUGUUUCAUUUGUUUAUAUGGGUUAACAUAGCUAUAUAUGCGAAGAUUGUUGCUAAUUUCUGAACAAUGGCGUGUGCGCGGUCACGUGGCCAUAUUAUGAAUAUCAAAUAAACAAUAAAUAUAU
Messenger RNA from Drosophila innubila, 2099 nucleotides. Its product is annotated as proton-coupled folate transporter. Lineage: Eukaryota; Metazoa; Arthropoda; Insecta; Diptera; Drosophilidae. Gene Ontology annotation, molecular function: transmembrane transporter activity. Bases 9 to 1658 code for a protein of 549 amino acids. Gene Ontology annotation, biological process: transmembrane transport. Gene Ontology annotation, cellular component: membrane. The record is from RefSeq and is a predicted model, not a curated record. The transcript is spliced from 8 exons.